Messenger RNA from Paracoccidioides brasiliensis Pb18, 1710 nucleotides. RefSeq lists its product as uncharacterized. Bases 1 to 1710 code for a protein of 569 amino acids. The record is from RefSeq and is a predicted model, not a curated record. The transcript has 5 exons. Gene Ontology annotation, molecular function: amino acid transmembrane transporter activity. Gene Ontology annotation, biological process: amino acid transmembrane transport. Gene Ontology annotation, cellular component: membrane.
AUGGGUCCGCCUGAGGACGCUGUCACGACUUCAAUCGAAUCCCAAAUCCCCGCGCAAUCGGCGCCCAAACGAUCAGAUCCUGAAAAGUUCCCGUCCGGGGAAUUUCGCAAACGUCCAUACACCGAUUUCCUUGAACCGGUUUCCCCUAGGAAGAAUGACGACUCUUCUAUCCGCGAGGGGUCCAUAAAAUUCUGGGUGGAUCAGACACAUCGCAAGCUGAAGCCGCGACACAUCCAGCUGAUUGGGAUUGGAGGAACAAUUGGAACCGCGUUGUAUGUGCAGAUUGGACGAGGGUUGAUGGCUGGCGGCCCUGCAAGUUUGUUCCUUGCAUUUACUCUGUGGUCUUCGUUCAUACUAGCUGUUACGAUAUGCAUGGCAGAAAUGGUCACAUAUCUUCCGAUAUCUUCCCCAUUUAUUCGAUUUGCUGGCCGUUAUGUUGACGAAGCUUUCGGCGUGGCCACUGGAUACAACUUUUUCGUCUUCGAAGCUGCAAUGGUUCCUUUCGAGAUCGUGGCUUGUAAUGUCAUCAUCCACUACUGGAGUGAUGUCGUCCCUGCGGCUGGAAUUAUUGCUAUUGUGCUGGUGUUAUACGGAACCAUCAAUUUAUUUGCCGUCCAAUGGUACGGCGAAUCCGAAUUCUGGUUAGCCCUGGGUAAAGCGCUUCUCAUCAUCGGUCUCAUCAUUUUCACCUUCAUCACCAUGCUUGGUGGAAAUCCACUUGGAGACCGAUAUGGAUUCCGAUACUGGCGCCAACCUGGCGCUUUCGCUGAAACAUACAAGAAGGGAGACCUAGGCCGGUUUUUAGGAUUCCUGCAAUGUAUGAUCCAGGCCUCCUUCACAAUAGCCGGUCCAGACUACGUCUCAAUGGCUGCUGGAGAAACGGAAAACCCCCGCCAUGUCCUCCCCCGCGCCUUCAACGCCGUGUUCUACAGAUUAACCGCCUUCUUCGUCUUGGGAAGCUUAGCCGUGGGCAUCGUCGUCCCCUUCAAUGAUCCAAAAAUGAAAGCUGCUUUCCAACAAGGAUUGCCAGGAGCUGCAGCAUCACCCUACGUCGUUGCCAUGGAUCGGUUACAGAUCAAAGUCCUCCCGCACAUCGUCAACGCAAUGGUACUGGGAGCGGCGUUUAGCGCAGGCAAUUCGUACGUCUACUGCGCCAGCCGCAGCUUGUUCGGACUUGCGCUUGAGGGGAAAGCACCACGAAUCUUUACCAAAUGCAACAAACAUGGCGUGCCGAUAUAUUGCGUUGGGCUCGUCUUGCUGAUUUCCCUAUUGUCGUUCCUGCAAGUGUCCAACAACGCCGCUAUCGUGCUGAGCUGGUUCGUCUCACUCGUCACUGCGUCACAGUUGCUCAACUUUUUCUCAAUCGCCUUUACGUACACCAGGUUCAUGAAGGCGCUUCACGCGCAGGGUGUGUCGCGCGACUCCCUCCCAUACAAGGGCUACUGGCAGCCGUAUCUUGCAUACUAUGCCUGUGCGGGAACAUUGAUUAUGGCGUUUGUGGGAGGGUAUACCGUGUUUUUGCCGGGGAACUGGAGUGUGCCGACUUUUCUUUUCUCGUACACGAUGAUCGGCGUGUGCCCGCUGUUGUUCUUGGGGUGGAAGUUGAUCAAGAAGACUAAAUGGUUGAAACCGCAUGAGGUGGAUUUAUUCACGGACGUCGCAGAGAUCGAUGAGUAUACGAGAAAGUUCGUUCCCACACCACCAAAGUGA